Nasonia vitripennis (jewel wasp) is the source of this 852-nucleotide messenger RNA. RefSeq lists its product as uncharacterized. The record is from RefSeq and is a predicted model, not a curated record. The coding region runs from base 30 to 779 and encodes 249 amino acids. NCBI's taxonomy places the organism in Eukaryota, Metazoa, Arthropoda, Insecta, Hymenoptera, Pteromalidae. The transcript is spliced from 4 exons.
AACCUUCAAGGUUUUUGUGAACGUUAAAGAUGUCGAGAGAAUCGAGAAUGGUUAGUAGACAACUUAAACAACAUUUAAACCGAACGUAUUUUGCUUUUUUAUAUUGUAUGUACAUUGUGUUUUACCAUUUUUUUUUAAUACUAGAUCCAAAUUAUAGACAGAAAAUGCUUAAUGAUAUAAAAAAGGUUAGGAAUGAAUCAAAUUGCUUGAAGGCAGAUAAAAGCAACAAUUUAGUUGAAUUACAGUUAAUGGAUGGAUCACAUCAAGUGCAUUUGUUAAAGAUUUCUGCUGCUAAACGUGAUCGAGCUUUAAAAGAUUUAGCAUACGCAACUCAACUAUUAGAUGAGCAUUUAUCAGCUUUGGGCAGUUCAUCGAAUGUCAGUCAAGAAACUUUAUUGAAUACUCGUAACGAUGAAUGUGAAAGGGAUAGUGCUGCCCUGAAAAAAAGAGUAUCUGAUGGAAAAAAGGGUGCAUUUCAAUUGACACUGAUUGAUUCUGCAUCAAUGGAAAGCUUUACUUUUUUUGUCGACCAAAAAGCUUAUCAUCUAGCACAGACAGAUAUAGUUUUUGCAACACAGCUAUUAGAUAAACACAAGGAAACUAUAGAUCAACAAAAAUUAAAUAGUUUAUCAACAAAUAUUGACACUAAAGAAACGGAAAAUAACAAUGAUGAGUUGCAGAAUCUUAUUGAAACAUAUGAGAAGGAUGAUAUUGAAGAUGAUGAGACCAGCAGUAAACAAACUGGUCGCUAUGCUUGGAAUAACGCAGAAACGCUUUAACUUGUACAAAGAAAACGAUGCGGCCUAUAGUGGAGGUAAAUUAACGUAUAAAAAAUUUUGGAAAUUAAUUACC